This is a messenger RNA of Penaeus chinensis, 440 nucleotides long. RefSeq names its product 60S ribosomal protein L35a-like (gene RpL35A). Gene Ontology annotation, biological process: ribosomal large subunit biogenesis; cytoplasmic translation. Gene Ontology annotation, cellular component: ribosome; cytosolic large ribosomal subunit. The transcript has 5 exons. Lineage: Eukaryota; Metazoa; Arthropoda; Malacostraca; Decapoda; Penaeidae. Bases 69 to 419 code for a protein of 116 amino acids. Gene Ontology annotation, molecular function: structural constituent of ribosome. The record is from RefSeq and is a predicted model, not a curated record.
UUUUCGUAAACAUUGUGUCCGAGGUGUGUUGUCCGCUGGCGUGUUACGAUUUGAAAUUUCAGUCAACAAUGGUGAAGAAAGGUGCCGGACCCGGAAGGCUUUAUGCCAGGGCUGUGUUCACUGGCUACAAGCGUGGUCAGCGCAACCAGUAUGAGAACACUGCUCUCCUGAAGAUUGAGGGCUGCAAGAACAAGGACGAUGGCAAGUUCUACGUUGGCAAGCGCGCAGUAUACGUCUACAAGUGCAAGAAUAAGACCUCUGUCCCCACUGGUGGCAAGAGCAGACUGCGUGUCCUCUGGGGCAAGGUGACCCGCAUUCACGGUAACUCUGGCUGCGUACGUGCGAAGUUCUCUAGCAACCUUCCAGCUACUGCCAUGGGCAAGAGGAUCAGAGUUAUGUUGUACCCAUCCAGAAUUUAAACAACAAAUGAGAAAAUAAAU